UCGCCCAUGGCAUGUAUUACACUCGUGUGCCCUCGCAAUUCGACGUGUGCUGUAUAUAGCCGCAGUUUCGCGCGAGGAUAUCUUAUAAUUUUGCACACAUUCAGCUAUAGUCCGCGCGCGAGGCGACACACUGCGAGCAACUGUCUUCGUGCGCUGUGCAACUGUGUAGCAUAGGUGUGUGCGUGUCCGUGUGUGAGUCCAGUUCUAAUACGACACUCGAACACACGCGUAUUUAUAUAACUGUGCGUAUAUAUAUAUUGUAUGUGCGCCGUCAGCCCGUGACAGUGUGUGCGUGAUAUCAUCAUAACGCGAAGAGAACGUGCCGGGGUUGCAUGCAGCGGCACGACACACACUUUCGAGUUUCGGCUGAUGAUCCGCAGUAGUGGUGCGCGCGCGAGACACCGUAACGAUACAACAAAGAGAUACUGCGCCUGUGUGUUCGCGCAUUUUUGAUUUUAUAUUAUUAUAUUGUUGAGUAUCGUCGCCAACAGUCGCGGCUCGACUACUCGGCGCUCGACGACACCGACACUAAUAUACUCUGUCUCUCUCUCUCACCACGCGAGCGCGAGAGGCUGUGUGUUGUUCGGUAUCGUCGUCAGUUUCUCCGCGACAGAUUGAGUGCGAGUGCGUGUCGAGCACGUUCGUGCAGUUCACCCCCCAAAAAAGUGUAAAAAAGUGGAUUUUAACCGUUGUUAGUCUUCCUUUUUUUAACGAAAAAUCUUAUGAUCUCAUUAAGGUUAAUCCGAACUUUUAUCGUCUCUCCCUUUCUUCAUCUUUUUUUUAAUCUCACCGGAUUUUUAUAAGAAUAGAGAGAAGUGAAUUAUUGUCAAAGUGACCAAAGUUUUUUUAGUCGAAUACCAAAGUUAUAGAUUAUUUAUAAAAUUUCGUGAACUUUAUUGAUAAACGUGUGUGUACUGAGAUAUCUCGCGUAUACAUUGCCGUGUUAAAUGUACCAAGGAAUAUCUAGUACAUCGAUAUAAUUGAUCAACGCACUGUGUGCCCUGUGUCCGUGUAUAAUAAGACUCUCAGUGCUUUGGUUCGCGCCUUCGAACCCCUCCCCUUCUUCGACUACUCGAAGCUUACGAGCUCGAACCAGAGAGAGGAUACGAUUUUUCGAAUAAAGGAACGUGGGCGCCGCGCGCUGCAUUCGUACCGGCCGGCGAGUCUUGGCUUGCAACGGUCAACCGAAACAAACUGCAAAGAGAAAAAAGCCGAGUUACGAGAUCGAGCGUAUAACAGUUGACUGGAGGAUCUGUCGUACAGAGUCCUAGCGAAAAUAACAAGAGAGGAAAUUCUCCGACCGAGAACGGUAGCAGCAACAGUUCCGCAGCAGCAGCAGCAGGCGCCAUUAUCCAGAAAAUACCGCGGACGAUGGACAAUCAGGCAGAGAUGGACGUGGACCAAGGUGGCCGAGACGACAACCAGCAAUUCUGCCUAAAGUGGAACAGCUUCGGCUCGAAUCUUGCUGAGGCGUUCUCAGUUCUUUAUCGAAGUGGCAGCAUGACAGACUGCACGAUCUUCUGCGCCGAACAAACGUUCGCGGUACACAGGAUCGUUUUGGCAGCAUGCAGCUCGUUCUUCAUGUCCGUCCUUGAAAAAACGUUUCCGAACUCGCCACACGCCACCGUGAUCAUCCUGAACGUCAAGCCCGACAACAUGAAGGCACUGCUCGAGUUCAUGUACUCGGGACAGGUGAACGUGUCCCAGGACACGCUCAAAGAGUUGCUCAAGGACGCAGAGAAUCUGCAGAUAAAAGGACUGUCGGUGAUCGAUCCGGAAAAGGUGGAAAGGAUGGGGCCGGAUGAGGUGGCCAGCACCCUGAAGGAUUCCAGGCUGCAGCUGUCGACGAGAGGCCCGCUCGGCCUGCACAACAACAACAACUCGCACGAGGACGACCACAACAACGGCCUGUCCCAUCAUCAGCGUCUGAACCAUCUGAGCCAGCAGACGAUCAUCCUCAACGGGCACCACGGCAGCUCGUCCAGCAGCACCACGCCCUCGAACACGCCGCACAACUCGAGCUCGAGUCCGGGCGCCGACGUGCAACAGCAGCAGCAGCAGCUCGCGGCCAACAACAACGCCGGCCAGAGAAACGACCUCGAGAACGGGGACGGCGGCAGCAGGGCGCAGGCCCUGGCCAAGAUGCGCCUCGGCAGCGAGUCGCCCAACGGCCACAACAACCACAGCAGCGCCGGCGGCUCGCCGGCCCUCACCGGCAUACCCGGCUACGGCUCGUUCCUCGCCCAGCAGACCAUGUUCUACGACAGCCCGCAGAAGAGGCUCAUGAGGAAAAACGGCAUCAAGAGCGAGCUCCAGGACAUGAGCAACAGGUCGGCGAUGAUAAACGAUGCGAAUUAUCGUUCCAGCGUGUCGCCGCACCCAUCCUCGCACUCCAUGUCCAUCGAUCCCCGCUUCCAAUACGUCGCGAAUCAUCUGUCGCCGCUGGCCGCGGCCUCGCCCCAGCACCAUCAGCGCCACUCGCCCAACAAUCUCAACUCGCCCGAUCGUCAUCACGAUCGGGAUCGCUCGAUGGAGCGCGACGACAACAACGCCGCCGAAGAUUUAAGCAUCAAGCACGAGCCGGAGAUCAAGACCGAGAUGGAAUUGCGAAAUCGCCUCUCGACCGAAUUGUACAACAUGAACGGUCGCGCCGGCAGCAGCUCGGCCGGCCUCUACGACGGCCCCGCGUUUCCGCACAACGGCGAGAGCUCCGCGCACCAGCAGGCGGUCGUCCGCAACCUUAUCAUGUCGGGCGGCGGCAACAUCGCCCUCGACGCGAGCGCGGGCCGGCCCUGCAGCCCGUCCGCAUGGAACGCCAAGAUCAACAAAGCCGGUACCGUCUCCACACCCGAGGGCCGAUCGAAAGCACAAGCACUUUUUACGUCUUCCGCAAUAGCAGCAGCAGUAGCAGCAGCAGAAGAAGCAACGGCAGAGACAGGCGAAAGAAAGAAACUCAAGUGCCCGUUCUGCGAGAGGCUCUACGGCUACGAGACGAAUCUACGAGCCCACGUGCGACAGCGCCACCAAGGUAUCAGAGUGCCCUGUCCGCACUGCGAUCGCACGUUCACGCGGCGCAACACCGUGCGGCGUCACAUAGCGCGCGAGCACAAGAACACCGUGAACCAGCCGAUCCCGUCGCCCGACAAGGACCCCAACUCCAGACAGGGUGGCAGCCGCGGCGGAGGCUCGAGAGCCCAGUAGCUAGAGGUGGCCGCGGCAGCACAGCGAUCACCCAGCAGCGAUAAUAGUCCACCCAUAGGGCGGCAUCGUCGUCAACGAUCCCACAGCCCCGUCGCUGUCGUCGACCAUUGCCAGCUGAGCAAUGGCGACGGCAGUGCCUCGUGCAGCAGCGUCAACAGCGCCAGCGCCGAUGGCGGCGGUGGCGGCGGCUUCAACAGCGUCAUAAGCUGCUACGUAAACAGGUAUCAGCGAGAGGACGACGCCUCGAGUGGACUGACGGCGACGACGACGACGACGACGACCCCCUUUAGCUCUAAGACCUUGAAAUCAUGACUACUACCGACCUCUCCAAUUGCUUCGUAUCCCCUAGUAGUAGUGGAAGCAGCAUCGGCUGCAGCUGCAGCGGCUACAACACCGGCAGGAGCAGCAGCAACUACAAGAAUCAAGAGCUCUCGCCGCCGAUUGGGCUUGUUCGCCAACACCGCGAGGACGAUGAAGGUGCCCGGUGCCCGGUCUGCGAGAUAAUUCAAUGAACACAAGUACUAUUCACAAAGCUAGUCAAUGAAAAUGUGCAAAUGACCAGCCGAGAAUCCAUCGUUCGCACGAGCUCCACAGGCGGACACACACAAACGAUGACCAAGAACGCGGAAUACGCGUUGCAGAGCCUAGUCGUGUUUACAUAGGCGCAGCAGCCGCUAGUUCUCGAGCGAUGGAUUGAGAAAAAAAAAGGAUUAAAUAAAUGAAUAAAAACGUUGACAAUGGUUUAAGGACGGUAUAAUCGUGAUUACGCGUAGCUUAUUACAGAUCGAUAAAUGAUGAUUAAAUUAUGUUUAUAAUGAACCACAGCAAAUUAUGAUAGAAAUUAUGAUACAAAUUAUGUUUAUAAAUGAAAAAAGCAGUGAAUGCGACUUAAAAAAUUAUGCAUAGUAAUGUCUAUGCAGGCUGCACGAGAGUCUGCAUACUACUAGAUAAUGGCACGCUUUGUCGUUGCAUUGAAAGAGAUGAAUUGAUAGUGUGCUUGGGAUAAUGAAUGAAUGAAUGGGUGUGUGCUGAUCAUAAUUAAUAGUGUUUAUGAUGAUUACAACUGUGUUGUGCAUUUUAACGAAAAAAAAAAGUAAUUAACAGAGUAUGUGAUAUAACGUUAUUUAUGCAGAUUUAAAAAAAAAGAUGAUUGCAUAUAAUUCAAAAUAAGUCAUUGAUAAACUCUCAAAACUUCAUGACUUAAAUAUUAAUACAAUAGCUGAAAUAUGAGGUUUUCGAGGAGCGCUAAUAUCUACCGUAAAAAGUUAAGAAUACGUUUAAAUGAUAAUAUGAAUCUAUCGUUACCGCAAUAAUUGACAAAGACUAUAGUUUAUAUUAUUAAAAAGAGGUGAAUGAAAUGAAAAAAUAAUAAUGAUAAUACGUCGACGUAUAUUAUACGGUGAAGUCCAGAAGGGUACACAAAAGAAACUAAAAAACCAAGCUGCGAUAAAUACUGUUUAAAUGAUCCUAGUUUUUUAUACACAGAUAUAAAUAAUAGAAAAGAGAACUAAACUGUUAAAUAAUAUACAAACACUGUCUCACAUAAACACACAUUUAAAAUGCGCACCGGGUAAUCGGACCACCCGCGUAAAAGUUUUUAACCGGGCCUCCGAAACCCGGUCGACAUUUACUUUCUUUUAUAUUUUGUAUUAUUCAAGUCGAAGUUAUUUGUGCUAAGUUCAGGAUUAUUAAUAGUAAUUCUAAAAGUAUUACAAGGGAUUUUUUUUGUUAUAGUACAAUAGUACAAUAGGCAUAACAUAUAAAAUCUGUUACCAUAAAUGGAAGUCAUUUCAACUACAAUAAUUCUUGUACUACUAAUACACGCACAGUGCCAAACCAAUUCUCACAGUUAUUAAUAAUUAUUAAUUGUAUAAAAAUGUUUUUUUUUGGUUUAAUAAAUUUUCUAUCAAAUGAAACAGA
Molecule: messenger RNA, 5121 nt
Organism: Trichogramma pretiosum
Lineage: Eukaryota; Metazoa; Arthropoda; Insecta; Hymenoptera; Trichogrammatidae
Gene: chinmo
Product: zinc finger protein chinmo
Exons: 8
Coding region: 1372-3201 (609 amino acids)
Biological process (GO): regulation of transcription by RNA polymerase II
Cellular component (GO): nucleus
Molecular function (GO): protein binding
Source: RefSeq, a predicted model, not a curated record